UUUGUGACAGCAGAAUUAAUUUUCAUAGUUUUUUCUCUUUUUGUGUCUUCUUAAAUCUUACUCCACAAAAGUAUCAAAAAAAAUAAAAAAUCUUACUCCACAAAACCACAUGGCAGAUCAACCACAUGCAAAAAUAGAAACAAACAUACCCACCACAAUUCCUUAACACAGCUUUUUUAAGCUCCCAAACAAUGAAUCCAAUUUUGAUUCUUCUCAUGUUGUUCUUUCUCAUCACAGUCACAGAAACAUCAAACUCAACAACAAAAACAACAUCAAACUCAACAACAUGUCCUGUGUCUUUGAAUUAUGUCCAAACAGUCCCUUGGAAUUCUUCACUAUGUCAUAACUUCAAACCUUUACAAUCCAAAACAGAAACACAACAAACUCUUUGUUGUCAAGCUCUUUUAUCUCUCUUUGGUAUAGCACUUGCUGAAUAUCUUAACAAAAACUCACUUUUCCAUUUCCAUAACAUACCUAUCUCAGAAGCUUGUUUACAUAAUUACCAAACUAGCCUCACUUCACUUUCACUUCCUAACAAUCUUGUUUCUUCAUGUUUUGAUCCAUCUCAGUUUGUUUCAACUCCUAAUACAUGUGCUCAAAUUCAAACUAAACAAGAUUGGCUUAACAAAGUUGAUUCUAAAGAUUUAAAUGUUCUUGAUACUGUUUGUGAACCAGAUUUAACAGAUCCUCAUCGUUGUCAGGUUUGUCAAAAUCAAGGUUUUAAGGUUCAACAGAUGCUGACUCAGAUUGAUGGUAAUAGUUCACAUUCUCAAGAUUGUUUUUACUUUACAAUACUUUAUAUUGCUGGAAUUGUGAAUAAACUUGGUCCUGAGAGUGAAGGUGUUUUGGCUUGUAUUCUUAUUUUGUUAGUUAAUACAAAAGGGAAUGAUUCUAAGAAGAAACAUCAUCAUGCUCUUGUUAUUGGAUUGGUUGUAGCUUCAAUUGUGUUUGUGUGUUUUUUGAUAGGGUUGUUGUAUUUUUGGUAUAUUUGGUGGGUGAAGAAAGGAAAGAAUGAAAAUUUAUUAUCUGAUAAUAGUGGCGGUUCACAUGUACCAAGUUUUAGUUUAAGGGUUAGACCGAAAAGUGGGUUGAUUUGGUUUGAGUUUAAGGAUCUUGUGAAGGUUACUGACAAUUUUUCGGCCGAGAAUUUCAUUGGAAGAGGCGGGUUUGGUUCGGUUUACAAGGGGGUUUUACCGGAUGGGACGAUUGUUGCGGUUAAAAAGAUUGAAGAGUCGGAUUAUCAAGGUGAUGUUGAGUUUUAUAGAGAGGUGGGGAUUGUUAGUAGUUUGAAGCAUCGUAAUUUGGUGCCGCUAAGAGGGUGUUGUGUGGUUGGUGAGGAUGUUAAUCCUGAGUUCAUUGGAAAGUAUCUGGUUUAUGAGUAUAUGCCGAAUGGUAAUCUUAAAGAUCAUCUUUUUCCGGACACGGAGAACCAAAAUGUGAAGCAACCUUUGACUUGGUCUCAAAGAAAAAACAUAAUCUUGGAUGUGGCGAACGCGCUGGUUUAUUUGCAUUAUGGAGUUAAACCACCUGUCUAUCACAGAGAUAUCAAAGCUACCAAUAUACUACUUGAUGCAGGUAUGAGAGCAAGGGUUGCAGAUUUCGGGCUGGCGAAGCAGGACUACAGUCAAAAUAUGUCUCAGCUAAAUACGAGAGUAGCUGGAACUCGCGGAUACCUAGCUCCGGAAUACGCACUUUAUGGUCAGUUAACUGAGAAGAGUGAUGUCUAUAGCUUUGGUGUGGUUGUUCUUGAGAUUAUGUGUGGAAAAAAGGCUCUUCAGUUGUCUUCGUCCGGAGAGCCUAAUUUCUUGAUCACAGAUUGGGUUUGGUCAUUAAUGAAAUCUGGAAAAAUGGAUAAGGCUUUGGAUGUCUCUAUCUCAAUGGAUGGAAAUUCCACAAAAAGCAUAAUGGAGAGAUUUUUAGUGGUUGGAAUUUUGUGCUGUCAUGUAGUGGUUGCUUUACGGCCCACAAUUUUGGAUGCUUUGAAGAUGUUAGAAGGAGACAUUGAGGUUCCAUCAAUUCCAGAUAGGCCAAUGAAUCUACGGAAUCGCAUGUUUGCCAAUGGUGAUUCAGCUUAAUAGUGAAAUCACCUUAUGGUUUUGUAACAGUUAAGAACAGAAAAGACCUUUUCUGGGACUUCAUUGAGAUUUUAAGGAAUGCUAAGAAGGACUUCAUUUUGAUCGAGUUUAUUACGAGUCAAGCAUUUGAAGUCUAGGGAUGCCCUUUCUGGUAGUGAUCUUGGAACCAAAUUGAUUUAAAGAUUUUCAUGUUACUCUAGUUGAAGCUUCCAAAGAGUUAACACUUUUGGUACAAAACCUUUGUUUACCAAUUGGAGGAAAAUGGUUGGAUGAAUACAUGGAUGAAAGUUCAAGGCUUUGGGAUAUUUGUCAUGUACUCAAAUCUUCCAUUUCUGGAUUAGAGAACUAUUCUUCAGCUGGCUCGAAUAUAGCUACCUCGUUGGAUGGAUUCCAUCAUUUGACUCCUGAGGUUUCACAUCAGGUUAUUAGAGCAAUAAACAUUUGUCAAAGGGAGAUUCUAGGAUUGGAAGAGGAAAAUAAAAGCAUGGUGGAAACAAGAAUUCAGUCAUUGUCUCAAAGUCUAAACCAGAACAUCUCAUUGGAAUCCAAGCUAAACGAAUACAACGGCUUUCGAGGUGUUCUUUAUGCGAUGAGAAGAGUUAGUUCAUUACUCCUAAUGAUUUUGUUAAGUGGAGUUUCAUAUUGUUGGUCUUCAUCAUGCUUUGAUCAUCAAGAAUGUGAAGGCAACUUGGCUUGUGGAUCAAGUUUUAUGGUAUCAAUGGCAAGAUUGCAGCAAAAAGUAGCAAAUGAGAUAGAUAAUAGUAAUGUGGAGCCAGGGAUUUUGCUGCAUGAAUUCCAAGAAGCAAAAGUUGUUAUGGAGGAUUUGAAGAUGGAGUUGGAGAGAAUGGUAGUUUAUGAAGAAGAGUUUGAGAUUCAAGCAAAAGUUGAGAAGUUAAAAAGUUGCUUUGGAUUGUUGAAAUGUGGAGUUGAGAAUCUAAUAGGGAAAGUUGAUGAUUUCUUUGAUGAAAUUGUUGAAGGUAGGAAAAAGCUUUUGGACAUGUGCAGUGAUAAGUAGCUAUGUAAUUUGAUUAAGUAUUAUAUCAGUGAAAAAAUAGUUGAAAGGAAAAUUAAAUGUUUACAUGUAAUUUACUCAUCAACAUGUCGUUGUAGUAUAGUGGUAAGUAUUCCCGCCUGUCACGCGGGUGACCCGGGUUCGAUCCCCGGCAACGGCGAUUUUGUCAAUUUUUUUUUUGGGCCAGCUCUAUCUUUAAUUGAGUCCCACCCCCACCCCGUUAGUGGACGGUAAAAUUGGUCUUCCGAAUUAGUGGGUCUUUAGAUUGGAUACUAUAUUUAAAAAAGAAAAAAAGAAGAGAAUGUGAUUCUUGCUUUGGAGAAAAGCAAUGUUACUAUUGUCAUAGUUUGACCUU
Molecule: messenger RNA, 3442 nt
Organism: Trifolium pratense (red clover)
Lineage: Eukaryota; Viridiplantae; Streptophyta; Magnoliopsida; Fabales; Fabaceae
Product: probable receptor-like protein kinase At1g11050
Exons: 4
Coding region: 192-2075 (627 amino acids)
Biological process (GO): protein phosphorylation
Molecular function (GO): protein kinase activity; ATP binding
Source: RefSeq, a predicted model, not a curated record